Molecule: messenger RNA, 2262 nt
Organism: Melanotaenia boesemani (Boeseman's rainbowfish)
Lineage: Eukaryota; Metazoa; Chordata; Actinopteri; Atheriniformes; Melanotaeniidae
Product: G protein-coupled receptor 137Ba-like
Exons: 7
Coding region: 170-1354 (394 amino acids)
Biological process (GO): negative regulation of bone resorption; regulation of autophagy; negative regulation of osteoclast differentiation
Cellular component (GO): lysosomal membrane
Source: RefSeq, a predicted model, not a curated record
GGGAGUUGUCUCUCCUCCUCCUCCUUUUCUCUAUGAGUCAGACAAAGUGUCUGGAGAAAAGGUGAAUUAUGUAAAGGAUCCAUCAAAUGAAAAAGGUUUCUUCUUUUUCAGCUGCAGAGGAGAUCCUGCGUCUCCGUCCAUCCUGCCUCCUGUUGGGAACACAGAGGGAAUGAAUGAGGAGGUGAUGGAGGGCAACCCUGCACGGGAGCAGCAGCAUGCUGGAAACGGCUCCUAUCUUCCUCCUCCUCCCACCAUCACUCCGGCCAUCCCACCCUAUGUGAAGCUGGGUCUGACCAUUGCCUACACCAUCUUUUACUCUCUGCUCUUUGCCUUUGUGUAUGCCCAGCUCUGGCUGGUUCUGAAGUAUCGACAUAAACGUUUCAGCUACCAGACAGCCUUCCUGUUCCUGUGUCUGCUGUGGGCUGCCCUGCGUGCCCUCCUCUUCUCCUUCUAUUUCAGAGACUGUGUGACGGCCAACACACUGGGACCUUUCACUUUUUGGCUGCUCUACUGCUUCCCAGUCUGCCUCCAGUUCUUCACGCUCAGUCUCAUGAACCUCUACUGUGCACAGGUUUACUUUAAAGCAAAAUCCAAGUUCACCCCUUCACUGCUGAAGUACAGACUGCCUCUGUACCUAAUCUUCCUGGGAGUCAGUUUUAUCUUCCUGGUGGUUAAUCUGGUUUGUGCCCUACUGGUCAAGAUGAGCGCUGCUGAUGUUAAAACCAUCGUCCUGGUGAGGGUGACCAUCAACGACAGCUUGUUUGUCCUGUGUGCUGUCUCUCUUUCUGUCUGCCUCUACAAAGUUGCCAAGAUGUCCCUGGCCAGCAUCUACCUGGAGUCAAAGGGGACGUCGGUGUGCCAGGUGAUUCUGAUUGGCAUCAUGGUGGUGCUGCUGUACGCAUCCCGAGCAUGUUACAACCUGGUGGUACUCGCCCUCACUGACAUCGAAAGCAUCAACUCCUUCGACUAUGACUGGUACAACGUCUCAGAUCAGGCAGACCUGCGGUCGUCGCUGGGAGAUGCUGGCUACAUUGUGUUUGGGGUCAUCCUGUUCGUCUGGGAGCUCCUGCCCACCUCACUGGUUGUCUUCUUCUUCAGGGUUAGACAGCCGCCACAGGACCGGAGCACCACCGGGAUACCAAACCAUGUUCUCUCCUCCCGAGGAUACUUCUUUGAUAACCCUCGUCGCUAUGACAGCGAUGAUGACUUGGCAUGGAGCAUUCCCCCUCAGAAUGCAUCAGCAAGACUUUCCUCCGACUGCUACGACUGGGGCAGCCGCCACAGCAGCUUCACCGUCCACACCAACUCUGACGAGCAGCGGCUGACCACCGGAGAGCUGCACCCUUACCCAUGAUGCCCUCUUCCCUGUACAGCACCACUCUGCACUUUGACACUCAUCACUUAUUGUGUUUGUUAAAUCAUUGAUGGAGACACAGUGGAUAUUUAGAAAAAAUAAGAAACAGGGUUCCUGCAUAUAUUUAGUUUGUAAAAUAUAUAUAUAUUUUUUUAAAGAUUUCUUUUGAAGUUUAGAAGAGGGUAAAACUUUAAGUUGUUGUCCCACAUUUUUUAUAAAAUCUCCAGCAGUUUUGAGCUUUUAAAUUCAAAAAGCGUCAUCAAAAUGUCUCCGUGGAAUGAGAAGAAUCCAGCAACCAGUUCUAGUAAAACUUUAUACACUAUCACUUUUCCUUAAUCAAUAUUAGUUGCAAAUCAAAACUGAUGUGAUGGCGCUCAAGAGAUCCCCAUCCUACUAGUUAUCUUAGUUAUCGUCUUCACCUGAAGACUUAUUCUCAUGAUGAUUCAAAGAUUUGAUUAGUUAACUAAAUAUUUGGCCUAAAAGUUCAUGAAUCUGAGAAAAUUUUGUCUGCAGAGCAUCAGUGAACUGUAGGUAUGUUGGGGUGUCACACAAACGUUUUUACCUUCUAUGUUCAGUUGCUAUGGAAAACAAGGGGAAAGAACCUUGAUCCAACCAGUUGAAGCAGAGGGUUUUCCUUCCUAAGGCUGCUUCUGCUGGAAGUUUUCCACCACCAUCUGUGGUUUCCUUACAGUUUUUAUAAAUUGGCAUUUAAUAAAUUGAACGGCUUUAUAAUUGGAUUGAACUGGAUUUAAAUAAAACUUGUUUCUUUUCCUUUUACUUUUAUCAUGAAUCGUGAGCAUACACCCACCACCUACUUUAUUAGCUCCACCUGAUCAACUUCCUGUUAACACAACUAUCUAACCAGCCAAUUACAAGGCAGCAACUCAACACAUUUAGUCAUGUAGACG